AUGGAAUCUAUCCAGCACAGGGCCCUCUAUAGGAUUGCCGGCGCAUUUAGAACGACCUCUCGAGCUGCUUUAGAGAUAUGUCUCAACAUACCUCCUCCGAUGAUUGCAUUGGAGCGUGCGGCUAAAGAAUCAUAUCUCCGGAUAGCCACCUCUCCCCUUAUGACCACCCUCAUUGAGAUACGCCGCUCUGGCCAACGACCAGCACCAAGGAAUGCACAGGAGCGACGCAUGCGAUGGUUUACCAACCCAGACCAAGACCCCCUGACAUCUCCACUAGAACAAUGGGGUCGGCGAACUGCAAUCUCUCAGGACAGACUGGAGGUUAUACACCCACAUGUGACCUCACCAUGGUGGUCAGGUCUGGAAUCCCACAUAGCAGAAACCCGCGAAGAUGCCUUAGCAGCUCACCAAACCGCCUUACAUAGCGGCGCUGACAUCAUUGCAUACACAGAUGGUAGCAUGACAGAACAGGGAGUUGGAGCAGCAGUGGUUUCACCUCUAGGGCGCCAGGCAGUUCAUAUUGGCUCCCCAGCUACUCAUACUGUAUAUGCAGCGGAAUUGCGAGGCAUAGAAAUGGCUCUCACCCAAAUAGGCAACACAUUCAGACCGACAUCACAACGUUCCCAUCGGGCCCAUACCGCAAUCAUCUUUACAGACAAUCAGGCGGCAAUUCAAGCGUGUUCAGCUCCAGGAAGGUCUUCAGGCCAAUAUAUCCUGAGCGAAAUUACACGCACUGCAUCUCAACUACAGGAAUGUGGCUGGGAUAUACAGCUCUAUUGGCUCCCGGGUCAUGAAGGCAUCUAUGGCAAUGAGUGUGCUGAUGCUCUCGCAAAAGAAGCUGCUAAUUCCCCGGCACCCAGUGGUGCGGAAGAGUUUACCCUCAUGGCUAGCACUCGAAGAACCCUCCGCAUAGAAGCAGCAAAUGCAUGGAAGACUGAAUGGGCCGCUUCCCCCCACGGGAACUCCCUCCGUCGUCUAUGGAAAGAGCCCUCAAAAGCACCAAUGCAACUAUACCAAGGCCUACGGAGAGCCGCCACAUCAGUCCUCAUUCAAAUGCAGACUGGGAAGAUUGCGCUGGCCAGCUAUCUUGGUACCUUUAACGCUAUGGAAUCGACUGAAUGCCCUUGCGGACGUGGCCCCCAAGAUACACGCCAUGUUCUCCUCCACUGCACAAACCAGGCAGGGCCCCGAAUGCGCCAUCUUACACAGGGGUCAAGGCGGGAAUUGGAUUACCGGGCCUACCUAACACGGCCAGACCUGGUACCGAAGGCAGUGCGCUUUAUGCUUGACACAGGCCUCCUAAGCCAGUUUCAGACUCUACCAACCACAUACCGAGUCACAACAACGGACACGAAGCAACUGGCAGCAUAG
Aspergillus chevalieri is the source of this 1371-nucleotide messenger RNA. RefSeq names its product ribonuclease H family protein. Gene Ontology annotation, biological process: DNA replication, removal of RNA primer. The transcript has a single exon. The record is from RefSeq and is a predicted model, not a curated record. Bases 1 to 1371 code for a protein of 456 amino acids. NCBI's taxonomy places the organism in Eukaryota, Fungi, Ascomycota, Eurotiomycetes, Eurotiales, Aspergillaceae. Gene Ontology annotation, molecular function: RNA-DNA hybrid ribonuclease activity; nucleic acid binding.